AUGAUUGUGUGUUUCUGGAUCAAUAUUGUACAGAUUACCACUCAGCGAUAUCCAACCGUAAUCCGAUCGAUCGCCUUUGGAUCGCUUCACUCGAUAAAACAUAUCGGAUCGAUCGUUUGCCUCAUUUUUGUCACGCCACUACUGACCUCCUGGACCGUUGGAGCUUUCGUGAUUCCGGAGAUUCUGAUUGUUGUCACACUCAUUUUCGGACUCUUCCUUCAACCCGAAACAAAAGGGAAAGCGCUCAUGGAUCAAAUGGUCGAGGCAAACUACGGACGGCUUGAGAACGAAUUGCCUAGAGCGCUGAUCAGGCUGGCUGCUGGCCACAAAGUGGCGCAGAUGGAAGCAAGAGAGAAAUAUCGCAAAGAUUUCGAAGCAGCCCAAGCUGCUAAACGAGCUGGAAAGGACGUGUCCAGCCCGUGGGCAUUCAAGGAACCUACUCCAUCUACACGUCCUACGGCUAUCGGACAGGGAGCUGGAUACGAAUACCAGGCAAAAUCAGAGGAAGCUCAGUUAAAUCAUCAUACCAAUGAGGCUUUCGACAGCGAUGAUGACCGCCUUGAGGCCGACGAGCAUGUAUACGAUGACUUUUGCGAAAUGAUUUGUAAAUAUAUAAUAGAAAUAAAGCAUACACAA
This is a messenger RNA of Ostertagia ostertagi, 636 nucleotides long. Lineage: Eukaryota; Metazoa; Nematoda; Chromadorea; Rhabditida; Trichostrongylidae. The record is from the annotation of a GenBank genome assembly.